AUGUUUGUGUCGAUGAUGGCGUUCAAUGCCCAGGUGUCUGAUCCGCGCGUUGGGGGCACGUACAUGACGUUGCUGAACACGUUGAACAACCUUGGGGGUAACUGGCCUGUUACUUUGGUGUUAUCGAUCACAGAUUGGUUCACGUGGAAGGACUGCGUUGUCAAGGGGACUAAAGAGGUGCUCUAA
Ostertagia ostertagi is the source of this 186-nucleotide messenger RNA. The record is from the annotation of a GenBank genome assembly. Lineage: Eukaryota; Metazoa; Nematoda; Chromadorea; Rhabditida; Trichostrongylidae.